AUGGAUGACGAUGGAUUGAUUAUGAAUUUUGCCAUCCCAGAUGGCACUCAAACCUUUAAAAAGACAGCUCCUAAAGCUGGAGGUCUUAGUUGGAGAGAAAGACGGGCCAAAUUCAAACUGGGAGAAGGAGCCGGUCCUAAAUCAGGAGUCAACUCCAUUGCCGUAGCCAAGAGAGCUCCCAGAGAAAAUAAAGGCAAUUUCAACAAGCCUAAUAGAGAUGGCCAGUCAAAGGACAAACAAAACUCGGAAGGUAGCUCUGGGUCUCAAAAGCGUUCCCACCCAGAGGAGCUGGCCGAGAGCAAAAAAUUGAAGUUUACAGAGAAAUCUGGUGAAAAGGGUGGUAUAAACAAUACCUAUGUCUCGUCUUUAUUCACAGCUCAGACAAAGGGCCCAACCUUGGAGGAGACUACAGCAGAGUCAGUAUCUCAUCAACCUUCUAAUGCACCAUUGAAAGAUGACAGUACAUUCGAAGGCUUGGGACUCACCGAGAAACUUUCUCAACAUUUGACUUCGUCCAUGAAAUAUGUCGCUCCAACGAAAGUUCAAAGAGCCGUUAUUUCCAAGAUGAUUGACUCCCAACAAGAUUACUUUGUCAAAGCACAAACCGGUUCCGGUAAAACACUUGCUUUUGUUCUACCGAUCAUUCACAGACUCAUGACUGAGCCCGAUCUUAUCACUCGUCUGAGUGGCUUGUUUGCCGUGAUUUUGACUCCAACGAGAGAAUUGGCUGUCCAGAUUCAUGCGGUCUUGGAGUCUAUUCUUCGUUGUCACCACCAUAUUGUUCCUGGUGUCGUCGUUGGAGGAGAAAAGAAGAAGUCCGAAAAAGCUCGUAUCAGAAAAGGUGUCAAUAUCUUAGUUGCAACUCCUGGACGUUUGGCAGAUCAUCUUGAAAACACGACUUCUCUCGAUGUCUCACAAGUCAGAUGGUUGGUAUUGGAUGAAGGUGAUCGCCUUGUUGAGCUUGGAUUUCAGGAGACCAUCACAAAGAUUACAGACCAUCUUUCACAACAUUCGAGAAUCAACAGCAAUAAAUGGAUCGAGCUACCGCCCAGAAGAGUCAACAUCUUGUGUUCUGCAACCAUGCCAGAUGAUGUGAAACAGUUUGGAAGUACCAUUUUGGAGAAGCCAGAAAUGAUUUCAAUUGACAGAGGGUCCGAAAUCAAUGCCACCGCACCAGAUCAAUUGGUCCUCAAAGUCUUGACUGUUCCUCCAAAGUUACGUUUGGUCACGCUCGCUGCAUGUUUGAAAAAUGUUCCUUUGCACAGUGAGGAGGUUUCAAGAUCCAUUGUAUUUCUCUCAUGCGCAAACUCCGUUGAUUAUCACUUUGAUGUCUUUGCUCAUGGAGGUAAGACAACCUUGUUGAAGGAUGUGGAGGAGAAUGAAGAUGAGGAGGGGGACGAAAAGAACAAGAAGCCAACGAAACCGGAGAUCGUGUACUCAACAGCCCCUCAGAUUAACAGUAACUCCGUUGUAUUCAGAUUGCAUGGAUCAUUAUCCCAACAACUCAGAUCUGCUACAAUUCUGGCAUUUAUCUCCAACGCAGCAGCCAAUAGCAACAAACACUUUGUAUUGUUGUGUACUGAUGUUGCUUCUAGAGGAUUGGAUAUGCCAAACAUCUCUAACGUUGUGGAGUAUGAUCCACCAUUCACUGUCGAUGAUCAUUUGCACAGAAUCGGUCGUUCUGCCAGACUUGGUAAGGCCGGUGAAGCCACCAUUUUCUUAUUGCCUGGAGAAGAAGAAGGCUACGUGGAUGGAAAGCUCAGAGUGGUACAUCCAAAGAAAGGAUCCCUCAGAAUCGUGAAAUACGAAACCAUCCUUGAGAAUGCAUUUUCUCAAGAAGAUGCCCCAGACAACAAGACCGGAAAGAAGGAUCCAAAGGCCAAAGCCGGUAAAUGGGAUAUGCAUGCCACCACUUGGCAUCUUGAGGUCGAAAGAUGGCUCUUAGAGAAUACAGCUGCUCUUGAAAAAGCCUCCAAUGCAUUCGUGUCCCAUGUUAGAGCAUAUGCAACCCACAUUGGACUGGAAAAAAUGUACUUCAACGUCAAAACAUUGCAUUUGGGACACUUGGCCAAGGCGUUUGGUCUUCGUGAAACCCCCAAGAAGUUGGGAAGCAAGUCCGGUGAAAAUGAGGGCAAGAAGAAGGAAGACCCACGUAAGAAAAUGUUGCGUCUUGCAAGACUCGCAGAAAAGUCUAAGGCAUCGGAAUUUAACUAUUGA
Molecule: messenger RNA, 2217 nt
Organism: Australozyma saopauloensis
Lineage: Eukaryota; Fungi; Ascomycota; Pichiomycetes; Serinales; Metschnikowiaceae
Gene: DBP7
Product: putative ATP-dependent RNA helicase
Exons: 1
Coding region: 1-2217 (738 amino acids)
Biological process (GO): ribosome biogenesis
Cellular component (GO): nucleus
Molecular function (GO): nucleic acid binding; ATP binding; RNA helicase activity
Source: RefSeq, a predicted model, not a curated record